AUUUGAAACCUUUUCUUUACUCUUCAACCAAGCUGCUCGCUGAUAGAUCCCUUUCUCCCUUUUUUUUUGUUUCCGGAUCUUCAAUUUGACUUUAUUACUUUUGUUUUAAGGUGAUCGUAUUUAUGAUCACCUCGUAGCUCAACUGCUCAACUGCUCUCUAUUCCACGCCAUUGCUCUUCUCUCUCUUCGUUGAAGGAGGUUAUUGUUUGAUCCGGAGAAGAAAUGGUGGUUUCUGGACCAAUUACGCCUGGACAGGUGUCUUUUCUUUUAGGAGUUAUUCCUGUUUUCAUUGCAUGGAUAUAUACAGAGUUCUUAGAGUACAAGAAAUCUGCAUCUCAUUCUAAAGUCCAUUCAAACAAUAAUCUGGCUGAAUUAGGAGAUGAGACAGUUAAAGAUGAUGAUCGGGUUCUUUUGCUUGAAGGAGGUCUCACUAGAUCAGCAUCUGCUAAAGUCCAUAGUUCAACCAUCAAAACAAACUUGAUUAGGUUUCUUUCUUUUCGUUUCAGUGUUGUAAUGGAGUUUUCCACUAUCAAACUCUUUAAAUAUCUUACCAUUUCCUUCUUACGAUUUUCCAGGUUUUUGACUAUGGAAGACUCUUUUCUGCUGGAAAAUCGAGCAAUUUUGAGAGCAAUGGCUGAAUUUGGUGCUAUCCUAGUGUACUUCUAUAUAUGUGACCGCACAAAUUUACUAGGAGAAUCUACCAAGAAGUACAACCGUGACCUUUUCCUCUUCCUCUACGCUAUUCUCAUCGUAGUUUCAGCAAUGACUUCUUUGACGAAACAUAAUGAUAAAUCAGCUUUCUCUGGAAAGGCCAUGCAGUACCUUAGUAGGCAUCAGACUGAAGAAUGGAAAGGAUGGAUGCAGGUCCUAUUUCUAAUGUACCAUUACUUUGCUGCAACGGAGAUAUAUAAUGCUAUUCGCGUCUUUAUUGCUGCAUAUGUUUGGAUGACUGGAUUCGGAAACUUCUCAUACUAUUAUAUUAGAAAGGAUUUCAGUUUAGCACGUUUUGCCCAGAUGAUGUGGCGACUAAACUUUUUUGUGGCAUUUUGCUGCAUUGUUCUCAACAAUGACUAUAUGCUUUACUACAUCUGCCCAAUGCACACGCUUUUCACCUUGAUGGUGUAUGGAGCUCUUGGGAUUUUCAACAAGUAUAAUGAGAAUCCUUCAGUGAUGGCCAUGAAAAUUCUUGCAUGCUUUCUCACGGUUAUCUUUAUUUGGGAAGUUCCCGGAGUUUUUGAAAUAUUCUGGAGUCCAUUGGCUUUCCUUUUAGGUUACACAGAUCCUGCAAAAUCUGAUCUCCCUCGGUUGCAUGAGUGGCAUUUUAGAUCUGGUCUUGACCGCUAUAUAUGGAUAAUCGGAAUGAUAUAUGCCUACUAUCAUCCCAAUGUCGAGAAAUGGAUGGAAAAGUUGGAGGAAUGUGAACCCAAGAAAAAAUUCUCAAUCAAAGCAAGCAUUAUCGCGAUUUCUUUAUUCGUUGGCUAUAUGUGGUACGAAUAUAUCUACAAGCUGGACAAGGUUACAUACAACAACUACCAUCCCUACACAUCUUGGAUUCCCAUAACCGUCUACAUUUGCUUGCGGAAUUGUACUCGGCACCUUAGGAGUUACUCUUUGACUCUCUUUGCGUGGCUCGGCAAGAUAACACUCGAGACCUACAUUUCCCAAUUUCAUAUCUGGUUGAGAUCAGACAUGCCUAACGGACAACCGAAAUGGCUUCUUUCAUUUAUCCCGGAAUAUCCGCUGCUCAACUUCAUGCUCACAACUGCCAUUUAUGUCUUGGUAUCUCAUAGAUCAUUCGAAUUAACAAAUACAUUUAAGUCCGCUUUCAUACCCACAAAAGACAACCGACGACUACUAUAUAAUUUCAUAGCUGGAGUAGCCAUUUCCCUAUGUUUGUACUGCACCUCACUCGUUAUCCUUCAGAUUCUCAUUCAACUGCGUGAGAAAGCAUGAUUCAUCAAGUUCGACCGAGCUGUUCUAUGGAACAUACGUGAAAAAUACAUAUGUUUCCAACGAAUUGAGUACAAAUAGCCUCGAUUUUUCGUAGCAACAGCUUUGGAUCGUCGGGGACAUCUACAAUACGGAACAUCCAGGCAGGCAACGAAGAGGAAGUAAAUCUUAUUUUUCUUUUACAUUCUGCUGAUAAUUUGCAGGAAAAAAAAGAA
Molecule: messenger RNA, 2165 nt
Organism: Hibiscus syriacus
Lineage: Eukaryota; Viridiplantae; Streptophyta; Magnoliopsida; Malvales; Malvaceae
Product: protein REDUCED WALL ACETYLATION 3-like
Exons: 16
Coding region: 223-1953 (576 amino acids)
Biological process (GO): xyloglucan metabolic process; plant-type secondary cell wall biogenesis; xylan biosynthetic process
Cellular component (GO): Golgi apparatus
Molecular function (GO): acetyltransferase activity
Source: RefSeq, a predicted model, not a curated record